ACUCUGACAGCCUCCUGCUGAAGAGCUAUUACUUUGGCUGUGUUUGUGAACCUGCUUUUGGCUUCUCAGUGUACACUACGAGGAUUACGACUAGUUUACGGUGACCUUUUACGGUAUAAACAGGGAAGAAGAUCUACAGGAUUCUCAAUGGAGUUUCUACAGCUCUGUGUCUUUUGCUGAGCAACUCUUGAGGCUCUUUUAAGAUUUUUAAUAGACAGUUUUCUGCAAAUACGUUUCUAUUGUCAGGAAUAAAUGAUCACCUCAACUAGACGAGUCUCUGCAGAUAAACCUGAAGUACAAAUCGCUUUCAGCCUCGAUGAAACCUCAGAGUUGAAAGAUGCAGAGGAUCCCCUUCCAUCAUUCCCUGACCUUGAGCAACGCCUGCAGCCGGUGCUGCCCUGUCGGUCUCUAAAGGAGUCCAUUGAAGUGUACAAAAACCACUGCAAGAUGGCCAAUGAGUUCAACCAGGUCAAACAUGAAAUCACCAGGCUGGAAGACAGAAAGAGGGAGCUCAUGGCAGAGCUGCUAGAGGACGAAAAGGUGUCGAUGGAGUUUGCGCAACUUGAGGAAGAAUACAGGAUACUUACAGAAGAGAACCGAAAUCUGAUAACGGUCCAUAGCCAAUGCGCACAGCAGCUAGAGACGCUCCGAGUGAUCAGUCAAAAGAGGCAGGGCUCCUCGUGACCUUUGACUCCAAUGCGAAAGAUCUUUUACCUCUGGGUCUUUACUACUCAGCGUUCCUUCAGUGCUUGUGUAAUGUACUGAAGCAGAAAACUGAUCUUGAAUCAGUGUGCUUAGACUGAGACACCUAAUCAAUGUAUAUUUAAUAUAUUUUAAGCUGAUAUGGGCUUAUUUCAGAGCAGAUGCUCUUGUGGCCCAAACUUGAGCUGAGAAGUUGCCUCACUCAUAUAUGUCUGACAUCGCAUUCUGAAUAUAUACAAUUUUCUCUUCUUUGUGUGU
Messenger RNA from Sinocyclocheilus anshuiensis, 960 nucleotides. Its product is annotated as MAP3K7 C-terminal-like protein. The record is from RefSeq and is a predicted model, not a curated record. Lineage: Eukaryota; Metazoa; Chordata; Actinopteri; Cypriniformes; Cyprinidae. Gene Ontology annotation, cellular component: cytosol; nucleus. The transcript is spliced from 5 exons. The coding region runs from base 253 to 684 and encodes 143 amino acids.